Molecule: messenger RNA, 10316 nt
Organism: Porites lobata
Lineage: Eukaryota; Metazoa; Cnidaria; Anthozoa; Scleractinia; Poritidae
Source: the annotation of a GenBank genome assembly
UUUUCUGCAGUUUUGGCAGCGGAAUAUAACCGAGUCAUAAUAUUUAAGGGGCCCAUAGCAGACAAGGUGCUUCGAGGUCACGUAAUAAGAAGAGAAAAAGUAGCCAAUGAAGGAGGAUGUAGAGUGAAGUGUUUCCUUGAACCAAACUGUGUGUCUAUCAACGUGGGUCCUGCAGUUGCGGGGAAUAGAUCUUGCGAACUAAACAAUGACACUGAUGAAAGCCAGUCUUUGCUGUGGAGAAAGAAAAACUUUGUUCACUACUCGGUUGAGGUAAAACCAUAUACGAUAAUUGUUAUAGUGCCCAAGUUUGACAUUUACUACGUAAAUAUAUUAACACAUCGAAAAUUUGGAUAUAGACUCAUUAACCUUCCACACACUUAGCGAGAAAUAGUAAUUUAUCCUCCCUGCAUACCUAUUGUCGCAUCCCGGCAAACUAGGUUACGGGACGAAUCCUCUCCUGGCCUAUCGUCAGUAAUAUUUUUCGCCGUUUGUCGCUAGUCGGUUAUUCCCAUUCACACCCCUAAGUCUCUCUAUUAGUACGAAUAAAUUAAUUCACGGCCAGUAUCGCAUAUACUUAUCUACUCUUAUUAAAGUUAACCAGUUUUUAGACAUCUGUUUUUAGUUAUUUUAAUUAAUGAUGUUUCCUACCACUCAGAGAAGCCUCACAUGGUAAUAACCAGCAUUAUUAUUCAUUCAAAACAUUUCCCCGAUUCUGAUUGGUUGUGAAAACAAAAAAUAGCCGACGUUUCAUUCAGUGGUUUUUUAAAUUUGUGUUGUUAUAAGUACCGAGUCGACUGUUUUGGUUCGCUCCGGUUAUUCUUUUGUUGCUGUUGAAGUGAAAGAACUGGAGAGCAUGCGCUCUGAGGUUAGGCGAGAAAAAAUGCUAAAACAUGGCAUAAAAAGAAAAUUGAUUUUAUAAUUUAGAUGCUGAUAGAACAAAACCAAGAAGAUAAAAAGGGAAAGCAAAACUCGAUGGGCGACAUCUAGCUGCUAUUUGGAGAAUAUUUGCGGAGCUGGACAAACCUAAACGUGCACUAUCAAAGAUGAACAUAACAUCGAUGGAUCGAUGGAGGUAAGCAUCUUUUAGCCAUGUUUUUAAACUAGGAAUUAUUUUGAAUGAAUAAUAAAACAAUUAUUGAAUUCGGCUGUCGCAUCACAUGAAGAAUUAUGGAGAUCUCGGAGGGUGUUAUCCACCUCGGCCUACGGCCUCGACGGAUAACACCUUCCUCGAUCUCCAUAAUGCUUCAUAAGCUAAGAUACUCAGCCUCAUUCAUUAAUUGUUCAUUAAUUGACAUAUUAAGUAUUCAACAAGAAGGUAGCAGUUUUCGCGAGUUUUGAUUGACACCUGUAAUUCAGAAAAUAUCCUUUCAAUUGGCUAUUCACUGUUUUGAGACCGAAGUUCAACUGAAUGUGGCGUCUCGUUUCGCGACAGUUUCGGACGUUUUCAAUGCUACUCCAAAGCCUAGGUCAGACUAAGUCAGGUACCCUUAAGCUUUCCCCACGCAAUCAGCUGUCCUUAACCUGUCUUUGUUUCUUUUGUCGGGCCGCCAUGAUCUUUUUACAGACGUCUACAACUUCACUCCCAGAACAACUCAUUAUCUAGUCUUCUACCUCUUCACCCUAAACUCUAAUUUUGUCCUGCACUCGCCUUUCAUUUAUGCUCUCUUUACAUGUGCAUGGAUGUAUUCAAACGUGGAUCUAUGAAAUCAUCCUGCCAUAAUCAGUAUCUUUUGGAUGUGUUCUCAUUUAGGUUUCUUUUCAUAUAUUCUAAGUUUUCAAGUCUUAUGUGUAUGAGUUACCAUCAGACUCCAAUUCAUUCUCCCUCUGUUUUUCCGAUUACUGAUAAGGAGGAAGAGGAAACCCGGCACAACACACAGCCUUUCUAUUUAUACAUCAUCCAUGAGCAUAGCACGAUGCAUAUGAUCCAUGAGCUGCGUGCUUUUGUAGACAGAGUCAAAUGCCUAAAAGUCACAACUGACACAAAUUCAUUACUUUAUCUGGAAUGUUCCUCAGUAUAAAAAACUGCUCUGCAGCCUGUUCUUACCUGAGCAGUCCGUCUACUGCAUUCAUUUUAAUUCCAGUUUUGACCAUGAAUCCCCUAGUAACUAUAAGCAGUAUCAUGCACCCUUUUCCUUUCGGCCUUCACGCGGGCCUUUACGUUCACCUUUCUAUAUCCUUUGUCAAAAUCUCUUGGACUGUCUCAGACGUCUGCGUUCUUUGGUUACUGCUUUCUUUAAACGAUCUUCUUCCAUGCGCAUUUUCUCCUCACCAAGAUUUAUUUUUCAUCUCUGAAAAACCCUCAUAUCUUUUCUUUUCUUUCAUAACUUCAAUUUGUCUCUGAUCUCUUCAUAGUAUCCCGUGGUGUCCUGGUAUUCUAACCUCUGUAGAUCUAUCUUUACUCGAAUCUUUUCCCUUCUAUCUAUUACUGGAUAUGGCGAAAUAUACGAGGUGUCUCGCAUCAGCCGAAGUCAGGCUGAGGUAGUGGAUAAUACGAACACCCUGGCCCAGCGAAGAGCAGUGAUGACAGCGCGCACCUUCUACCAAUGUGGUCAGUGUUUGAAUCUUAGGAGCUGCACCAUGAUACUUACGUUGAGUUUGUUGUUGGUUCUAGUCCCCUCUCUUAAAAGAGAGGUUUUUCUCCGAUUACUCUCGACCUUUAUUCUUCUCAGAAACCAAUAUGUACUUAUUCAAAUUCGGUGCAGAAUGCUAGACAUAGAAUCACAUUUGGGAUGUACUACUUCAUUUUUUAAAAUUAUUUCAACUAGUUUUAGCAAACGGAAAUUUUUUUUUCUCUGGCAAAUUUUCUCUUAAAACAGUCAACGACCCUCCAGUGUCUUUUUUGUCUUCUUGCAUCUUUUCCAUUCAGUUAUUCGCCAAAUCGUCUUCGCCAAGCGUUUGAAAUCGCAGAGAGGAAGUGAAUUAAUCAUGAAAAUGAUAACGAUAAAUGAUAAUGAUAAUGAUAAUGACAAUGACAAUGAUAAUCAAGGCCCGGUUCCUGAAAGGCCGAUUAGCGUUAAUCCAGGAUUAAAAUUUUGUUCCGUUUCUGUAUUUUUAUUCCUAUUCAUUGCUUUGGGUAACAUUUUGUGUUAUCAUUACUGUAUCUCCUGGUAAAGGCUCAACAGUAUUUUGUAACCCCGAGUUGCUUGUUCUUACACGAGAAAACUUUGGUUGAGGUUUGGGUUAAUCCUGAGUUAAACUGAACCAUCUUUCCAUGAACCGGGCCCAAAGGUUUAGUAAUGAUAAUGGUUAAAAAAAUAAUUAUGACAACAUAAAAAAUAAAAAUGUUUACCUUCAGAAUAUUUGUAAAAUGAAAGGAGAUCCUUGCCCUGCUACAGAGAAUAAAUCGUGUCAGGUAGGAUUCACGGACAAACGCUACAGAUGUGUCUGCCGUGAUGGAUACAGAAAGCGUCCUACUGAUCAGUCUGAUCAGUGUGUAGGUAAGAUAAAGAGCUAGGAGACAUGUACAAUAACUCAUUGUUUGUCAACUGUGAUGCCCAAGCAACAACCGUGUGUUUAUUUGUUUUUGUGUCUAAAGCCGUCAUUCAAGUAAGCAGUGUCGUGUUAAACUGGCAGCUUGUCCCUCUUAUUAUAGCAUCAACUGAAAACUAAUAUUGAUGUAAACGUGAUGAAAAAUGAUGGAAACUAUCACCAGCCACAUUAAUUGAAGCUAACGAUGACUUCUACGAACGAUAUAUUUUAGUUCCAGAAAAUAUCCAAACCAACGGGCAACGGAAAUUCUGAUGGGAUGGGGGGUCCAAGGGGAGGCAAUUGCAGAGGAGAAGGGGUGGCUUUUCGAGGUCUUAUUUGCGGAUUGUUAAGCUAUUAAAAAGUAACAGCUCCUCUGUUGAGCAAACUGCCAUUUCUUUUACUGCAGUUAACCGGCGUUUCAAAGCAAGAAUUGUUGUUUUAAUUGAGGAACUUUGUAAUACGGUCGGCUGAAUGCUUUUUUUCACGGCAUCGCCACCUGAUCAGGUGGAAUAAUCGUCGAAUAAUUGUCCAGUUAUCUAGCGGUUGCUUUAUUACACUAUUGUAAUAAUUUUACUUAUCACCUCCACCAUAUGGUGCGGAACUCACAGAGCGGGGUUCCAAUUUAAGUGUGUGCUUACAGAUAGCCUACCCAGCCCAGGAGAGGUUAGCCACACCACCGGGGUCUACGUCCCGUCUUUUCGAACAGUGGUGUUGGUUCUUUUACGUCCCACAAGAACCAGAUAAGUGACAGUACUGUGAGACGUGACCUAAGGUUUUUCUUGCUUGACCUAGAAGAUUAGAAAGUCCAACCGUUUGCGGGUGUCAUUGCAAAGGCAGCACAUUUUACUCAGUUAUCUUAAGACCCAGAGUUUUACAUAUCUUCUCCUGUCGCCUGUUUUCAGCUUUCCGCUUUAUGUUCUUGAUCAAUUGCAGAUAUUGAUGAAUGCCAUAACGAUAUCCUUGACUGCCAACAAGGUAUUAGCUGAAAGCAAAUGGAGAAUGUGUGAAUUAUCUUGGCCUAACAUUACUCUAUCUAGUUUCUAAAUUGGGUUGAAAUUUUUGGGGAAAUUCAGACGCCGUAUCACACAAGAAUUUAAUUGUGAAUUUUUGGGAGGGGGAAAAACCCCUUCUUAUAUAAAUAAUAGUAUGAACUUUCUCAUUUAUUUGUGAGGGAUAUUUUAAUUAAAAUAAAUAUCAUUAGAGUUAUUUCAGGGCUGAAGGCUGAAAUCAGAAAAGGAAAAAAAAAAACAUUGCCAAAUUUGCAGUAUUCUCUCACGCUCUUACUAGUAUACAGAUUUAAUACUAGUAUUCUCAUGGAGGAAGCUUUGUCGUUAGAUGCAUUGACAACUCGUCGAAACGGGCUAAUUUUUUGUUGAAGGAGUAGUAUCAAACUAAUCGCAAGGAGUCGGCAAACGUAGCGCUCGAUGGCCAAAGGAGUCGGGUUGAAGAGAAUUAUAAGAUGAGAUUCAAAACCUGGAAAAAAGGGUGGUAAUGUACUUGCAUGCCAAGUUGGAAACAGACGUUGUAACAUAUUAGCAACACUACAUUUAUCAAAUGUUAUUUGUUUUUCCUUCACUCUCAUUCCAAACAUUUCUUAUACAGUACAUUAGCUCUGUUGUUUAUUUAGACACAGAAAACUGUGCUGCCCAGAAGUCACACCGUUGUCCGCCAAACUCAGAAUGUGUGAAUGAGCUUGGUUCUUACCGUUGCGACUGCAAAGAUGGGUUUGUAAAGGUUGGAGCUACAUGUAAAGGUAAAGAUCGUGAUUAAAAACAAAGUGGCUGUUUUCUUACAAUGAUAGAGAGAAGUCGCGUCAUGUUGCCAUGGUAGCAAAAUUUUUGGAUGACAACAAAUCAGAAACGUCAAAUAAAAAGGGAAUUCGCACUGUUUCAAACUUCAUCGAUCUUACUCAGUUUCAUUUGAUUUGUUAAAUCUUGGCGGAAUUCUUUUGGGGUUGAAGUGGUUGCAAAAGUGCCGUAUCAGAGUUUAGAAAAAGAAAAAGAAAAUGUUUGUGCUGUGUUCACCAACUCCAUAGAGCGGAAACGUGAAAUUUUUAAGUUCAAUGUUGGAAGAAAAAGAGCAUGAUGCACGCGCAACGUGGUUGUUUUGCUAAUAUAAACCUAUCGAUUUUCUGCCGUUCUCGUUGUUGUCGCCGUCGUCCUUGCUUUAAAAGCACGCUAUCGUUGUGAUCCAGAAAUUUUGCUACCAUGGCAACGUGACGUCACACUUCUUCUCUCUGUUAAUAUCUUAGUUUAAUAUUCCUUUAAACUAUUAAGAAGCGUUUCCUUUAUUCCUCACCAGAUGUUGAUGAAUGUCAGUCCCAUAAUCGGUCGUGGUGGUGUACACCUGAACAUAACAGUGAAUGCAUCAACACACCUGGCUCUUUUCGCUGUGGGUGUAUUCUUGGGUUUGCUCCACAUGGUAAACAUUGGCAGUGUAAAGGUUAGGAAAGAGAGAGUUUCAAUUCACAUGUCUUUAUAACAGGGCACACCUCACCUUUCCCAGCACCCUGAUGAAAGACACAAAAAUAUAAUAAAAUGGAACUAGCUUACCGUGGAGUCUCUUGGAGGGAGAUAUUCGAAGAUCCGGACUUGUUAUUAAUAUGACUAUAAUUAGGUUUAGGGAUAUUCACUAUCAUUAGCUUCGACUAGAAGCUACAGUCGCGACAAAAUUAGCUCGGACACUCCACCCGACGCCUCUUUUUCCUUCUGGGCGGUGUCCUCGUCCUCACAAUGUUGGUUAUCGCACUGUUAACUCACCAAAUCUUGAACGCCAACAUUGGGAGGGAAAGAAGACCGUAUAAGUAAAGUGUCCCAAAAUUUUAGACUGAGACUGAAACUAUAGUUCUACAUGCAUCUUCAUCAACUUUGGAGGCUCUGGAUGGAAGGGGAAGGCUAAAAAAUUAAUGUCAGUUGUCAGUUGAGUAUCUAAAUUAACUAAGAGCCUUAAAUGCCGGUUUUAAGUUAUCUUUAAGUUAUCGAAUGAGUGCAAAAUGGCUAUAUUAAUAAACUUGUUCUCACUAAGCAGUUAAGCUAAGAGAUAAACAUGCUUAAUAACAGAGUAAUAAUAUUUGCCCUGCGAUCUUCCCUUUAAAGGGAUCAAGAAAAGAAGAGCACAACGUUCCGAGUGCGUAUUGCUAGUAUUACUUGCAAUAAGGUCCACUGGAUAUACACGUAACCUUAUAAAGCAUAGCACAAUGCCUUGCUAUGAUUCGUUGGUUUGACUUUCCUCAACCGUGAAAAGCGCAAUUCCAUCCCCUCUGUUUUGAUGAGUUAUUUCCUCGGUGGUCCUUUUUCGUACGGCUAUCUGAUGUUGCGGUUUUUCCUUUUAUCAUGGGCAUCCGUGCCUUUGGAGUUUUUAAACCUCUUGUAUUUAAAGUUGGGAAGGUAUCGUGAUAUGACUCUCCUCUUCGAUCCCUCAAAUAUGAAAAUCAUGAUCACGAAUAAUAAAAGGUUUACGUAUCUCCUAAGUUACGAAUAGAUUCCAUUAUUACAGACGAUCAGGUCUUUUUACGAACCUCAUCAAUCCAUGAAAAUAGAUGCAAGUAUCUAGUGUCUAUGUACUAAUAGCGACCUUUUGAUGACCUCCAGUCCUCUUCGUCACUGUCGAAGAUGUCGGCUUUUGGGUCUGUUUCGUACCCAUCUACAUGAAUCUGUGGUGGGUGAACCUCACCAACAGCCACAGCCACCGAGAAAUCAUGGGCAAAUGUACUUCUGUCAUCCGAUGAACUUCUACUUCUUUACUAGCCCGCGAAAACAGCAAUUUCUCCUCGUUCAUUGGGCGUUGCGCCAGGAGAAACGUCUGCGCCUCAUGCUCAGCGACAGAAAUUCCAAACAGAUGAGGGUAAAAGCUGUCGGGAAUCUGGUUAUGAGCUCUAACUGGUCUGUAAUUGUUUACGAAUGACAGACAAACGAAAAAAAGACCGCAAAGGUCAAAUGUAAACGCAAUAAAUAUAUUACCAAGCAGUCACUAUUAGCGGAAUGUAUUCUUCUUUAGAAGAAGCAUUAGAGAAUGUUUUGCUGGUGCUCGUUCGUAGAAAAACACAAAACCUCACGAAAAUCGACCAGGAGAAAGUUAAAAUCAAAUAAAUUUACAUUUGGACCCCCAUGUCUUCCGCAUUAAUUAUGUAAAUAUUGCUAACGUCAUUGGUUUGGAAUUUCUAUCACGGAGGCGCAGACUUCUCUCCCGACGAAAUGUUACUAGAGGCGAGGAGCGAGGGGAGACGGCUCUUUUAGCCCAAGCUACUAACUUCACUGGGGUUGCAUGUUGUUGGAUUUCCCUCCUAAUCAGUUGCGAGGGACUCUUUCGCACAGUUUGGAUGAAUGGAAUAUAUGAAACUGAUGGCGAUAGAGCCUCUGCUCUGUCCUCGGUUGUAUGAAAAGGACAAGUCCUUAGCCUAAAAUGACGAUUAUCAUACUUGUCCUCGAGAACUUUCAAUGGCGUUUCUGUAUCAUCAGUCAUAGUGCUGAUUGGUGCAAACGCAAGACGCUGCAUGAAUCCACAACUAGUAAAUUCCAAGCCACUUGUCUGUUCAGGAUAAAAGGACUUGAUGUGGGUGAAAUAUUUUGCCCCCCAUUUAGUAAUCCUUUUCGAUGGCUACUUUGUCAUCAAUGCAAAAUCUCGGGUAUAUAAUACUGCAAGGCAAUGAACGUUUCAUGCUCAAAAUGAGACACCACAUGGAAACCGAUCAUGGAUAUUCUCUACACCUUUUGCGAGUUGGACCUCUUUUUAGGACUUCUUUUUCUCGUGCUGUUAGUAAAAAAAUAUUCCACUACGGCUAUCGAGAUCUAUUGUUGACAUUUAAAAUAUACAUAGGUUAUAUUUUGCUGAGUCUUCAUUGUAUUCAUGGCAAUUUCUCUUCUGUGAAAUCUUUAGAAUGCAAAAAUGCCCUGGGUAUGGAAAGCUUCAACAUUUCUGAUGGACAGAUAAGUGCCUCUUCUGAGUGGAAUGCCCCUGACCAUGCCGACCACUGCCGGGUUGCUACUACCUAUUACGCUGACCAGUGGGAUGCCAUCCACUCUGCCCACCAGGGCAGACUGCAGUUCAAAGCAGACGGAGUCAGAGGGGGUGCUUGGUCAGCAGCCAAAAAUGACUUUAAUCCGUGGCUCCAGGUUGACCUGGGCAGUAAUUUUACCAGAGUAACCGGUUUAGCUACCCAAGGACGAGAUGACUAUGACUGCUGGGUCACAGAAUACAGACUACUAUACAGCAGGGACCAAAAUUCAACCUUCCAAAACUAUAAAGAAAGAGGACAGACGGUAGCGAAGGUGAAUACUCCUUUUCUAUAUUUUCUUAGUACUAGGGUCAUGGAUGAACUCUGUUAAAAUCCAGAUAAUAGAAGCCGUAUUUAAAUGUAUCCUUGUUUAAUUUUGGCAUGAUUUCUCUUUAAAAUUCAACAAGCUGAACGUCUAGUCUGGUUGGUACAGGAAAGGGGUUGGAGUGUUCCAAAAACUGGAGUGACACUGAACCAUGAUAAAUUUAAUUCAUUAAAAAAAAAGCGAUUUAACGACAAUUACAAUAGUCAGAGGGGAGCUUAUUAGAUGUGGCAGCUUCUUAGAAAGCUUAUCGUGUGCCGGGCGUUAUAACGCGAAAGCACUGUCCACACACGCAGUCCAACACCAGCAGAGUUUUUAAGCCUCUGAUACAAUCCAAAAAGGUAAGAGUUGGGGUACCAGCUUUAUACAAGAAAAAAGAAAAGUAUAGUGGUGCAAUGUUCUGGAAUAAUCUUUCUUAUGAAGUAAAAACAGCACAAUUGCUUUCCCAAUUUAAAAACCAAUUUCCCUCUUUGGCUUCUGCUGGAUCUCUCUGAUUCAUUAAUUGGUAUGUGCGUAUAUUUUAAACUUGUAGUAAAUUCUCUUCAAAACUCCCUCCAACAUAAUUAACGAUAUUGUAAAACUAGCUAUAUUGUAUAAAUGUUAAGUACUUAAUUGUUCUCUGAAAUUUUGUUACUUUUGUGAACACCAUACUGCUUCCAUUUGUUUGUAAUGCGCGAUUGCCUACGCCCUACCUGGAAACCAGCUUUUGUUGUCUGUGGUUAGCGUUGUAAAGUAAAUGUGUUAAAAAAAGGAACGCGGUUUAUUACGUUAACCUGAGAAAAAGCCUUAAACCAUUUUGGUAGACAAAACGUGCUUUUCCUUAAGUUUUCAGUUAAUUUCGUAAUUUCUUGACAAGUUGUUAUCUUUUUUUUUUAUACCAGCGUUUUCCACAACCAGUUAUUGUAAUGCAGGCAGAAACUAUUUUAUGAAUGUUUUCCGUCAUCGCUACUGUAGAAAUGGAUCAGCAUUUGAAAAUGUUAGGCCAGACGUUUUUCAAGUUUCCUUUUGACUUAGUAAAUGAACUGCCUUUCCUGCCAUAUGCUUAAGUAGUCAGUUACAAGAGUUACAGUAAAGUCCUUUGGAAAUUUCUGCCCUGACAGAAAGGUUUUAUUCCAACACUUAAAGGAAGGCAGCCAUUUAAUACUUCAACCCCAGUCUGGAAGGUAAUCGAAGACAGUCUUGGAUUCUGGAUUCCAAGCUGUAAAUUCAGGAUUCCUUGUCAGUGGAACUUGGAAUGUGAAUCCCAAUCGUUGGCGGGAUUCCGAAUUCCUUUAGCUGAAUUCCCACAAAUAUAUGUAUAUAGUAAAUACCAAUAGAAUAUGUGAUCCUUUCUCCGAUAUCGUGGAUCUUAUUUUUUUGCAGGUAUUUGCUGGAAACAAUGACCGUAACAGUGUUGUUCGUCAUAACCUGACCAAGCUUAUUACGUGUCGUUACAUUCGUUUCAAGCCGACAAAAUGGCACAACCACAUAUCAAUGAGACUAGAGCUGUAUGGUUGUUAUGGUACUGCAUCUUGUCAUUGCAUACUAAUAUAA